Molecule: messenger RNA, 1601 nt
Organism: Spirometra erinaceieuropaei
Lineage: Eukaryota; Metazoa; Platyhelminthes; Cestoda; Diphyllobothriidea; Diphyllobothriidae
Source: the annotation of a GenBank genome assembly
AUGAAGUCGUCAGAGGGUUCUGGUACGAUAGAUACUGUCUUUCUGCCAUUUCCGGUGGCCUUGCCUAAUCAAAGGCAGUUUGGAAGUUCAAGUUCUUCUGUUUCAAUAACCUCUGCCGAAUCUGGUUUGACGAAAGACUACUAUUGAACGCAUAUCUGAUGGCAUCGUCGUGAUUUCGUUGUAUCGUAACGACUAAAAUCUCAGUCCUUAGGCAAGAACUUUAACUUACGUGUGGUUGAAAGUUUGUCCGCCUUCCUGUCUGCAGUUUGCCAGAAGAUGGCAGGCGAAGAUUUUGUUUCUGUAUCUUAAAUAGAGUCCUCGUAGUAAUUUAAUAACUUCUUCGUAACUAGAGCAUUCACUAAUGCAUUCCCAGACUGUGGGGGAAACGUAGUUAGUCAGAACGCUUAAUUUAUCCGGUUUCAGGCCUUCGACCGUUCUGGUCUAAGGAUUCGACCCUUUCUGGAGUUCUAAGAUGGAUAGGUUGUUGUAGCUAGGACCGUAGCAAGCACGCGAGAGGAAGAGCACGAAUAGAGUGGGAUGCAAGGAUCAGAAUGGAGAAUACCCUAUAAGAUAGAAUUUCGCCAGGGCAUAAGCUGGCAUGACAAUAGUCAGCGGAAACAAGCAUAUUGAUUAAUGUCAACGCUGUUGCAACACCCGUUAGAGAUGAGUCUCUGCCGACUAGUGACGUGCCCCUCUGCUUAUGCUCACACACACCGCCCGCGUUUGCCUUUGUCAGUCUCAGCACUACACAUGUCCGCUCCCGUGUCUUGUUCCCGCCAAUCCGGCUGACCGAUCAAGGGAACCCCAGAGGCGCGCAUACACUGUAAAGAUCGACGUACUCAACUGAACUUGCAGCCCACGGCUGAUUGUGUUCUAUGUCUAGAAUACACUUUCUCCCACGAGUCUUGUUCCAAUCAAGUGGAUUGGUGGCACCAAUGAGAGAGUUAACUCCACAGCAUACGUGGGCCCGAUCCAGUCACGAAUACUCCCUCCCCCCUCCUCAUUGUUUAACUACAAAACUGUUCACUCGUUGCUGCACUCCCGUAUUCUCUGAUGAUUGUCACCUGUACGAGUCUGAAGGCCUAGACUGCUCCAGUGAUCGCGCGUUUAUUCGAUAUGUAACAUGCUAUCUAUUGUUCCCAAACACUGAUUUGAAUAGACGACUGUCGCGAUUGACUGACGUCCCCAUAAACAUUAAUCAACCUUUCUUCGUUUAUUGCGUAUGCUUUGAAUACUACCUAUUAAUCACAGCCCACGAGAGUUCUUGUGUUGUUUCUCGGAUCAGCACAAUAUAAGCCGCCUCAGGCCGUCUUGUGUCAUCCUUCUUGAAAAAAAAUGCGAUUUUAAUGUUUGCCCUGCAACUACUACUGAUGUUCUUUUUUUAAAGGUAAACGAAGAAAAUCGGUAAGUUUCUUCCGCAACUUACAUCCUCCCAAAGGUUCUUAAGACACAUGCGCCUGCUGCGGACUCAGCCGAAGAAGAAGUAAGCUUCCUGCCCUCUUAUCUUAUUAUUCACCCUAGAAAGAAAAUGGAAACGCGCGCAAACGAGUUUCCUUUUCAAGACGCAUUGAAGUGAAGUAAGUUCUACUACCACACACACU